Messenger RNA from Trypanosoma grayi, 1722 nucleotides. RefSeq lists its product as hypothetical. The record is from RefSeq and is a predicted model, not a curated record. The transcript has a single exon. Gene Ontology annotation, cellular component: nucleus. NCBI's taxonomy places the organism in Eukaryota, Euglenozoa, Kinetoplastea, Trypanosomatida, Trypanosomatidae. The coding region runs from base 1 to 1722 and encodes 573 amino acids.
AUGUGGAGCAGUCACCCUUGCUCGACUCAAAACGUCGCCUUUGCACAUGAGCUCAACGGCGGGGGUGAUGCCGCGCUGCGAGUAUGUAACACACCUCCACCGCAAGCCCGCGUCUCCAACACAUUGAUGGAGCGCAUGCAACGGUGGGAUUUCCUGAACCGGGAGCACUCUCUGUCAGCGCCCUUUUCCGCUGCGUCUCUUUGUAGUGGUGGAGGUGGCGGGACACACUCAUCGAACCCAAAGUUAGCCGCACCAUUAGAUGCAAGAACAGGGGGGUCGUCUGGUGUGUCCUCGUACCCCAUGGCGUUGGGGCAACUGCGUCAGGGUCAUGCAAGACCCAACGAGGUGCAGCGGCAGAGCACUGUAGAAGCUACUGCACCUGGCUUGAGUGACUCCCUGGACGUCCUUCGGAUGUAUUCACGCUACUGUGAGGGAGCGGAAGGAGUUUCUGCAGCGGGCGGCAAUCAAAACGACUUCAGAGAUAACAAAGGGAGCAUAAAUAAUAAUGGUUGCCGAUAUGCAAGGCCAAAUGAAAGUUUCGGCACUUCUGUCGUCACGGGGCCGGACAUCAAGAACAAAGCGGUGCCAGAGCCUCACACAAAAGUGAUUGGGCGAGAAAACAGUGUGAAACCCCGUCUUGUAGCACGGGGCCAGUUUCAAUCGUUGCUGCGUGCCAGAAAGGAACGGAGUGCUGUAACAGUACGACGAGGAGCGGCGGUAACCCAGCAAAAAGUGUACACAAGCGAGUCAGCUGUGGCCCGGCGGUGUGUCGGUGACGAUGCGCUGCGCCAGGCAAAUCCUCUUGUGCAGCCUUCGAUGGAGGCGCACUCGCGCUUGCAUGAGCUACAGGCGCGUAGUCAGCAGGGGAGAAUUGCGCCUGCCUCUAGUGGUGAGAUGGGUGAUACACCAGCGAGAAAGUCUGUGGUAACACGUCUCUCUCCUCUCCACACCGCGGAGAACUCGAGGCUGGAGGAGAUACGCCGAUACCUUGACAAGUACAGCGCCGACGGCAAUCGAGCGGCAGCGCGACCAUUGCCGCCUCUUCAGGAAGGGAGUAGCAGCAAAACACAAAAGCCCAUGAUAGAGAGGGCCAGUGCAGACAACAUGCAUACUUUUAGUGCUGCAUCCUUGACAGGGGCGAUGCAGGGGCACGACGCAGCAGCUGCUGCUGCCCCUGUGCAGAAUGGAGGUGGAAACACCCGGCUGUGUUCCUUGGGCACGAAGUCUGCGGCUGCAACAGGUUCAGCGUCUUUUUCCAGUCCCUGUAGAAAGCGCCUGCACGUUGUGCUAGAUACAUGCAGCGUACUACAAGCAACACCACAGACGCUUGAUAAAUUGCUGAAACACUGUGUGUUGUGCAUCCCGUUCGAUGUGAUUGCAGAGCUGGAUGCAUGGAAUAAGGGCAAAGGCGCUGUUCAGUGCACGAAGGGCAACAGCAGCAAACUGCGUUUCACGGCGCGCCAGAUUCGCAACUGGAUAGCCGCCACUUUGGAAAGAGGUGCCAAUCUUCGCAUUCAGCGACGAUGUGAAGUAGAUCCUUCGUAUGAUCGUAAGGCGACGACGAACGACGACUCGAUUUUGGGGUUUGCCGUCUACCUGGAGCACGAACACUUACCCGUGGAGUUCGUUACGGAGGAUAAGUUCCUCCGCGUGAAGGCUGUGUCGGAGCUAAUGGGAAAUGUCUACAACUUGAGUGAGUUGUUGGAACGUCACCGCUGGUGA